GAGGACCGCGAUGCUUACUUCUGCAGCUCUCUGUCCCUCUUUCUCUCAUUCGCCUUACCAGAUAUUAUAGUGCAUUUCAACUUUUGUACUGGCACACAGGCAAGGGGAAGUUUGGAUUCCAUUUUGACCACAAUUUACCUCUUGUUUCCUGUAAUAAAUAUGAGAGGUCGGUUUGUUGUCACUUUUCUUUGGAAUUUAAUAUGUGCCAUUUCUUAUGCUGUUUUACGGGUAGGAUAAGGAAACAACAAAAAGGUGUGACAAGAGCUUGGCGGACAACUGUGGAUUUCUGCGAGUAACUCCUACCGUCCAAAGGAGAUGAGGGGGGCAUCGGCCGGACCCCCCUCUUGAUUGAUCACUUAUUAGUCAUCCCUUUGGCUAAAUGGGACCCAUUGAAAAGGCACCGUGGAACACAUACAUGAAUCAAAUAUUCCUGUGUCCCCUGAAUGUCUCCAGAGUAGUUUUGCUUAAGAGAGGGGGUCGUGGCUUAGCAUUAUAAAGAGGGAAAAACAGCAUAGCUUUAUGGGUUUAUUUAGACAGUUUCUACGGUUUGACAUUCUACCGCUGUAAAAAAGACAGAAGGAAAAACUCGAGAGGAUUCCAAAGAGGAGAACAUUGUGGAGAUACAUUUUUUGUAGUUAUUCCGUUGUUUCUUUAUUAUUUUUUUUCUUUUAAAUAUUUUUUUGCCAUUUCCUCUCCCGAAAAAUGAAACUUUGGACAUCUCCCUGGGUGCCUUGCCUGGUGAUUCUCAUCUUGUGUUUUGGAUCAGAGUGCGGGACAGUCCGGAGAAAGGGGAGAUCCAAGAGGGAGUUGGUGCGCAUUAGGGAGGCGAAAGCCACCAUCCCAGGGGCUUGUGCCACACGUCUGCCCCGGGGCAAACGCUCUUUGCCCGGCUUGGAGCGACGGGUGCUUCGCCAGCGUCUGCGCUCCUCUCAGGCGGAGGAAAACUCUCCAGACCGGGGGAAAGCUGUCUAUUUCACCGGCAGGGGAGAUCAGCUACGGCUGAAGCCCGGCGUGGAGAUACCCAGAGGAAAUUUCACUCUGGAGAUGUGGAUCAAACCGGAGGGAGGUCAACGAUCACCCACAGUGAUUGCAGGCCUAUACGACAAAUGUUUCUACGCCUCCAGUGAUCGAGGCUGGCUGCUUGGCAUCCAGGCAGUUAGUGAACACGGAAAUCGUGACCCCCGCUUCUUCUUCUCCCUUAAAACUGACCGUGCCCACAAAGUGACCUCCAUCCACUCCAACGCUCGCUAUGUACCCAACCAAUGGGCACAUGUGGCUGUCACAUAUGAUGGCGUGUACAUGAAGCUCUUUGUCAACGGCGCCCAAGUGGGUGUCAGUCGGGAGCAAUCGGGUGAUGUCUUCAGCCAUUUGACAAAAAAGUGCAAAGUGCUGAUGAUUGGGGGGAAUGCACUGAAUCAUAAUUACAGGGGGGCAGUGGAGAGGGUGGGCCUAUGGCGGCAAGCCAGAGGGCAGAGGCAGAUUGUCAGGGAUAUGCAGGGCCAUGAGGACCUCCAAGAUCUACCUCAGCUGGUCAUACGAGAAACAUUCGAGCAUCCGGGCCGCAAGUGGCUGACUGUAAAAGAUGGUAGCUUCCCUCAGCCUGAGCAUGGGGGAGGUGGACGAUUAGGGUUUCUUGGUGGUGGUGGUGGAGUUGUACAUUCUGAGGGAUUUUUGGACACAACGCUGGACCCUCCAACUUGUGGUCAAACUGUCUGCGACAAUGUUGAGGUCAUCAAAAACUACAACCACCUUUGGAACUUCCGCCGACCCAAGAAAGUACGAUAUCGUGUCAUAAAUGUUUGGGACGAUGCACGGAUGAGGCCAACUGUGUCAGACCACCAGAUCAGCCUGCAGCACCAGCAGCUCAACGAUGCCUUUAGCCCCUACAACAUCACCUGGGAGCUAAGCAUUCACAAUGUGACCAACUCCUCCCUUCGAAACCGCUUGAUUCUAGCUAACUGUGAUAUCAGCAAAGUUGGCGAUGAUGCAUGCGAUCCAGAAUGCAACCAUCCGCUGACAGGGUUUGAUGCAGGUGACUGCAUGUCCGGGCAUCGGAGCCGUUGCCCUGAGCACAAGCAGGGUAAUGGUGUGUGUGACCCUGAAUGUAACUGGGAGAACUUCUUCUAUGACCUCGGCGACUGCUGUAACCCCAAUGUGACGGAUGUGACCAAGACCUGCUUCAACCGCUCAUCUCCACACAAAGCUUAUUUGGAUGUGAAAGAGCUGAAAGAGAUUCUGCAUUUGGAUGGCUCGACUCACCUGAAUGUCUUCUUUGCCAAUUCUUCUGAUGAAGAUCUGGCGGGGGUUGCCACUUGGCCCUGGGACAAAGAGGCCCUCACACAUUUGGGUGGGAUUGUGCUGAACCCUUCCUUCUAUGGUACAUUUGGUCACACUGACACAAUGGUCCAUGAGAUCGGCCACAGCCUUGGGCUUUAUCACGUGUUUCGAGGUAUAUCCGAGAUCGAGUCGUGCAAUGACGCAUGUUUGGAAACCGAGCCCUCUAUGGAGACUGGAGAUCUGUGUGCGGAUACCAACCCCACGCCCAAAUACAAAGGCUGCCACGAUCCAGAACCAGGCAACGAAACCUGUGGCUGUCGGCAUUUCACCCACACGCCGUUUAACAACUACAUGAGUUAUGCAGAUGAUGCCUGUACAGACUCCUUUACACUGAACCAGGUUGCCAGGAUGCACUGCUACCUGGACCUCAUCUAUCAGACCUGGCAACCCGCCUCCAAACCUCCUCCAGUGCCAAUGUCACCCCAAGUGGUUGAGCAGCAUCAUAAUUCCAUCACCCUGGAAUGGUUUCCACCCAUUUCUGGACACUUUUACGACAGAGAAGUGGGAUCAGUGUGUGAUAAAUGCACUGAGGGGAGAGUUCUACUGCAGUAUGCCUCCAACUCCUCCUCCCCACGACCGUGUGCCCCUUCUGGACAUUGGUCCCCACGAGAGGCUGAAGGCCCUCCAGAUGUGGAGCAGGCUUGUGAGCCAAGUGUGCGCACCUGGAGCCCGAAUGCAGGAAUUGAACAAGGUGUUGUAGGCCUGUCAGAGUGCCCUCUACAGGGCUGCAUGCUCCAGCUAGAGUUCCUUUACCCACUGGUACCAGACUCCCUGACUGUGUGGGUCACCUUCUUCAGCCCAGAGGAAACAGCACUGCCAGCUAUCCAUAACAUUUUGCUACUGACUGUCAGUGGGAACAACAUUUCAUUGGGCCCCAGUAACGUCUUCUGUGACACCCCUCUGACUCUGAAGCUGGACAUAGAGGAAGAGGUGUAUGGGGUACAGUUUUUCACUAUGGAGCAACACUUAGAGAUUGAUGCCACCCUCUUGGCAUCAAAGCCAGACAGCAUACUUUGCAGGCAUUGCCAACCACUGCGCUACCGCCUGUUGCGUCAACCCCCCUUCACCCAUGCACCACACGGUCUGAUGUUGAAUGAACCCACACGCCGAUAUACAGACAGGGAUGUGGCGCCACAUGUUGUGUACACCUACCAGGUCCAAACUAUCUCCAGCCGGAGUGAGAGUGAGCCCUCCCCACCUCUGGUACAUGAUCUGGGAGCACCCUACUGCGGGGAUGGACGCAUCCAGAGUUCCAAAGGAGAGGAAUGUGACGAUAUGAACUCAAUGAAUGGGGAUGGCUGCUCCAGUCAGUGCAAGAAAGAGCCCUUCUUUAACUGUGUUGAGGAGCCAAGCAUGUGUUACUAUUAUGAUGGUGAUGGAGUGUGUGAGGAUUUCGAGCGAGAGACGGGCGUGAGAGACUGUGGCCUCUACACCCCCAGUGGUUUCCUUGACCAGUGGGCCUCGAAUGUGGAAGUUUCCCAUGAGGAGAAGCCCUACUGCUCUGGUGAGGUGGCUGCUGGAUACCCUGCUGUUACUAAGACAUGUCAGUCCAAGGUGUUUGAUCUCUCAGAUGGAGUGUCCCAGUAUGCAUGGUUCCCCUGUCGUGAGGCUCACGAGUCAACCUGGGGAUACCCUAACUAUUGGCUCAAGGCCCACUUCUCUCAUCCCAUGGUGGCCGCAGCAGUGAUUAUACACCUGGCUGCUGAUGGGACUGGCUACCUUGACCAGACUCAGUGUAACAUCACCGUACAGCUGGUUGACACCAAGGAGGGCAUCCAUAGUCUUGGUGAGUGGCGUCUCAGCUGCCGCACCAACCCUUUGGUGAUCCCAGUGAGCCACGACCUGUCAGUGGCCUUCUACCACACCAAGGCUAUCCUGGUCAUGUUCGCCUCUCGCCUCGUGGCCAUCUCCGGAGUAGGCCUGCGCUCCUUCCAGUCCUUCGACCCCAUCACGAUAAGCGGUUGCCAGAGCAAUGAGAUCUACAACCCCACAGGCCAGAGUUGUGUACAUUAUUCGUGCGAAGCCAUUGACUGCCAGGAACCCUUAAUCCGCAAUGCAGAGCUCAAGUGCAGUAGCCCUGGCCGCCACUUCUACAAUGGAGACCGCUGCACCAUCUACUGCAACUCUGGAUACAUCCUGCAAGUCCACCAGGAUGAUGACAUCAUCAAGAGCCAGUCGGACUCUUCAGUGACUAUAACCUGUGCAAAUGGGAAGUGGAACAAACAGGUGUCGUGUGAGCCUGUGGACUGUGGUCUGCCAGACAAGUACCAUGUUCAUCCAGCCCAUUUCAACUUCUCAGAGGGCACCACCUACGGCAAGAAGAGCACCUUUCAGUGUCGAGAACCUGCCCAGCUCGUAGGUACAAACAACAGUCUUACCUGCCUAGAAGACGGUCUCUGGUCGUUCCCUGAGGCUCUUUGCGAGCUUCGCUGCCCAGCUCCUCCUCUUGUACCCAACGCUGUGCUGCAGACCAAGCGCUGCAACGAGACCGGCCUCAAAGUGGGCACGCUCUGCAAGUACAAGUGCAAGCCAGGCUACCAUGUCACUAACAAACCUAAGAGGCGUGCAUUCAAGCGCCAGUGCACGGAGGAUGGCAGCUGGCUUGAGGGGGCAUGCGAGCCAGUGACUUGUGAUCCGCCACCUCCCAUCUUCCACGGCUCCUAUCACUGUACUGACGGCUUCCGCUUUGACAGCGUGUGCAAACUCAACUGCUCUGAUCCUGCUGGUAAUACUGCUAUCACCGCCACAGGAGGCUCUGCCCAUACGGUGAGGCUGCUGCACGCUCCAUGCAAGCAGGGCGCAGGGUCCAAUGUGAUCCGCUGUAGGAAGGAUGGAAACUGGACAGGGUCAUUCCGCCUAUGCCCACACAGCAAAGGCCAGUGUUCUCUACCUCAAAACCUCCAUUAUAGCCUACAGUACUCAUGCAAGCGAGGACACGGCAUAGGUGAGGAGUGUGAGCUGACGUGCAGAGAGAGUAACAACGAUGUGGUGAUCCUCCCUAGCAACAUGACAGUAGAAAGUGUACUUAAAGAGCACUGGAGGAACCCGCACAAAGUCAAGAAUAUAGUCUGUACAAUGGGACUGAAAUGGUAUCCACACCCAGAAUUGCUCCACUGCCUCAAAGGAUGUGAGCCAUUCAUGGGAGACAACUACUGUGAUGCGGUCAACAACAGAGCCUUCUGUAACUAUGACGGAGGAGACUGCUGCCAAUCCACUGUCAAGACCAAGAAGGUGAUUCCAUUCCCCAUGUCCUGUGACAUACGGGAUGAGUGCUCCUGUCGGGAUCCGAAUGCUAUAGAAAACAGAAAGGAUGAACAUGUCCAUUCCCUGGGGUGACCAACCUGAGCAGGGACCUCUGUUCAACGUCCCAGGACCCUUGCUCCAACACAACACAGCCAGAGUGGCCGAGGCAGACCCCUCCUUCAUCCUCCUCUCGGGCUCCAAUUUCCUGCACAUGCUGCUUAACAGGCAUACCUCUCCAUCCAUACUGCAACCCCAACCAGCUGAAAUGCCUCCGCCUCCACAUCACAGAAAGAUCUAGAAUAGAGGAUGGGACUCAUGAGACUCCACAGAAAACUUCAUUUCUCAGCUAAAAGGAAAGUAAUCCUGCAAUAUCAUCAUUUAAAAAAACAAAACAUAUAUAGCAAGGAGAAAAAAAAUUACAUGAAACAGACAUUUUUUGAAAGAAGAAAACAAACAAACAAAAAAAACAAAAACAUAACCAAGCCUAGGUAGCAUGCCUUUUGUUCAGUUCUGUGCUGGCUUCAGUGUCUAUUUUAGUGACCUUGCUCUACAAUCACAUGAUUGAACCAAAGGUAAAUCAAAAUGUGCAAGUGGGGGAUUGUAUUGAUGUUGGCUUUGUGUUUUGCAAAUAUGAAGGAAAUCAAGACAAAUGAUAAAAAAUAAUCAUCAGACACUUUGAAGGCAUGUUCUCAACACCUUUUCGGAGGGGCUAGAAGUUUGUGCUUAUAUCAUUCCUGGUUUCAAACUGGUCAGACAUUCUGUAUCUCUACGUCCUUUUCAGUAAAGUGUGUUUUUUCAUGGGCACAUCAAAGGCUAUAGAGGUUUUUCCUAGCUUGGUGGGGAAUGAGACAGCCAUAUUGUUAAGUUUCAAGCCACAGAUUCAACCUAAAAGCCAAAAUAAAAUGCACAAACACACAAAAAAUGUCAACUAAUUGUUGAACAAUCACACACACAAUUUCCUAAGACAAUUUUAUACUAUACUGCAAAAUCCUGAAUGCAUAAUUAAAACAUUUUUAGCAUGGCUUCUGCUACUGUGUUUGCUGCUACCUGCCAUCUUCACAUCAUGAUAUCUAAUAGGGUUAGACAGCUGUGUCUGCCUUGCUGCUUACAGUACCUCUUUAUAGCAUUCAUUCACACUUGCAUGUUAGUCCAUAAUACAUUCAGAGAAUACAUGUUGACAACACCAUAUAUGAAAUGCACUAAGAACUUUAAAAAAAAAACCCAGAACCUCACUUGUUAUUCCCAUUCAACCCAACUGCCCAAGAAAAAUACUACAUACAUUGACCACGACUUAAAGAAUGUCAUCGUUAACACCUCACUUCGGGUUGGGCACUGAUUAUAAAAAUGUUUAAACUGAAAAUAAAAUGAUCCCAGCCCUGUUCAGAAUGUAGUCAAUGCUUGUCAGGAGUCUGUGGCUUUUUUGAUCGCACAGUACUGCACAGCACAGUCACACAAGAGUACAGAAAUAAAAGGGCUGGAUACAGGCCAUGGCUCUUAGUGAGAAUGAGUAUAGGUGGAGCGACCACAUCUGACACGUAGACACAUCUCUCAUUCUCUCCCCUCCCAGUAGUAUUGGACUCUCAGCUGUAGCUCUGCAAGCAACAAUGUUCUACAUGAAAAUGACAUUUGGAUGUAUAUGUCAACACAGCAUUUGCAGUCACAACAUGAUCAAAGGUCCCUAAGAUUCUCUGCUGGGUCUUGUGUUUAAGUAAUUAAUUUAACCGCUAUGUUUGUCUCUGCAGUAAAAAGUGCAAUUGGUUGUUCUGAUCAGCACUUUUCAGUAUUGUGAACUCGGGUGUCCGUCCCCACCAAUUAACGUCUUUAGAUUAUAUGGCUGCUACGUUAGCUUGUAUUUUGUUAUUCUUCAUUCCAAACACAUAUAGUUUUUCUCAUGCACAUUUGAUAAUGAAGGCUGCUUGGCAUAUUGGUCCAAAUUGUGCUGCUCUUAUUCGGCUGCGACCAUAGUCGUGGUUACAAUCAGCAUGAUUAUAACUUUCAUUUGGUUUGGGCCAAUGGCAAAGUCCCUCUGACUCAUAUUAGGCUGCUAUAGCAUUCCAGAUCAUCUUCAUAAAUCAUCAUAUACUACAAGCUGUACAAGUGGCAAUGUGAGACCAAUUUCAUGUCAUGUUACAACCAAUGUUAGUGAAGACAGUACCACAACAUGCAGAGAAAGUGAGAAGGUAUUAUUUUCCACCAAAUACAGAGACAGGAAAUCAAAAAAUAUCAUGUAAAUAUUACUAUAUGUUCUUGAUGGACAGGAGCGUUGAAAAAUGUUUUUUGUUUUCAUGUAUUUCAUUUUUACAAAAUGUCAUAUUUAAUCAGUGUUUGUAUUAUUGACCUCAGUUACUGCACUUUUUUUUUAGUUUCCAUGUAAGAAGAAAAAGUAUAUAUCUUUCGAAAAAUGUUUAGAAGCUGCUAUUGUCAGAAUGGUGAUCUGAAACAAACUGUAUGUUAUGAUAUUCAGUCGUUUGACUCCCUGUGUUGCUAUUAGCUUUCCUGUCAUUAGUGUUUUAUUUGUAUCCGGCCAUAGAUGCUCCUCUCCAACCUUAACUGACUUUGCAUUAGAGGUUAUCAAUAAAGUAGGGAGGUAUUGUCACUAUGAACCACGUACCCAUCCAUCCACCCAUCUAUCCAUCCAUCCAUCCAUCCAUCCAUCCAUCCAUCCAGGCCCCCAAUCCCCCCCCAACACAUUAAGUUUAGAAGUGUAUUUAAGGUCUAGCUAGACUGUAGGUUAGUUUGUCUUUUGUUUUGCCCUUGUGUGUGUAAUACAUCAUCAUCUUAGGUUAAAGGUGUAUAUUUUGGCAGAGAAACCAAGAGAUGUCAAAGGGGAAGGAAAAGCUUAAAUGAAGGAAUUCCCAUUAAACGGGACUCUUGAGAGACUUUGUAACUUUUAUGAAAUAUGAAACUUUGUAAGGACGUUGUAAAGGCUUCAUCAUCUACAAAGAUUGCAUUUAACACUUUAUAUGAAAACAUAUAUAGCCCUGGUUUUAAAAAAGACUUGUAUUAUGUUGAUAUUAUCAAAUAUGUAAUAUUAGUACUCCAGAUACUGCUGCUUUACAUAGAACUGUUACCAGUGGGGAGAGACUGAUCUGCAAUCACUACACUAUGCCAAUGACAUGCAGUACUGUGGUUCAUCAUCUGCCAUUGAGGUCACUGGAAAGCCAUUCUAGCCGUUUGAAUGGAUGAAUCCGAAAUCUGUCAUUGGAUCCUUCCCUUCAUUCUGUAAACUGAGUUAACAGAACCUGUCAUUGCUUCCACAUACUUUGACUAACUUAGAAAUAUCCUCCUCGACCGUUACUUGUAUCAUUAGUCAAUGUCUGGAUACCAAAACAACUCAGAAAGGCUACAGAAUGUGAUUGCAUGUCAACUUGAAAAAUGAUAUUCUUAAUAUUGGAGAAGGUACCCAUAAGCCAUAGCUAACCAAGAUAUUCAUGGAAGGAAGUAUAAGAUUACGCAUUGGAUGAGGACAUCACCUCUCUACUGUAGUCAUCACAGAAUCCCUUGCUGUACCUCAUGCCUGUAAUGUUUGCUGCUUCUAUAUUUUUGGUAUUUUAGUGAUAUUUUUGCGUCUCAUAACAAUGGUGUAAAUAGUAGAACUAUUUAUUGAGAGUGUUAUACUUUUUUAAGUUAUAUUUAAUGUCCAUGUAAGUUAUUUUUUACAUUGUUCUUAUAAACAAAAACAUUAUCGGUUGUGAGUCAAAACUGUCAUUUUGUCUCUGUCAUCACAUUCUGGUGUGAUCCUCGCCGUCAAGCAUUGAUCAGACCUACAGUACACUUCAGGCCCACAACCACACAGGAACUUGUCUCAUUGGUCAUUAAGUGUAGACAGACACUGCUUGUAUCCAAUGAGGAUUCACCACAUGUUCAAAUGUUACUGAGUGCAGUGUAUUUUUCUUUUCCUGUAAAACCAGAAUGUAAAGUUUUUUUUUUUUUCUUUAUUUGCUUUUUUUUUUUUUAUACAUGCACACAUUAGCCAUACAUACAAAGAGUUGUGAAAAAAGUAUAUAAUGGUCAAAUACAUAAACCCAUAAUAUAGCAAAUGAUGAAACCAGUGUAAGGCACAAGGUAUAUAUGUACACAGCCAGCUGAGGACAGGAGAAGUAGUAAAGAGGGAUCAAAAAUGAAGGGAAAUAAGGGACUGGAGGUCAGGAGGCAGCCGACGGUACCGAGUAUUCUUGGAUGGCGGAAAAGUAGAAGGUGGGCAGGGAGAGAGGUAGGGAUAGGUGGGCUGCUUUUCCUGGCCUGUCUAGCUAUUUGUCCAGGUGUGAAAAUGUGUACUCACAGAGGCUGCCCCUGGGCCAGGGGUGGCCGGCGCUGACUGGCAACAAGCCGAGGCCAAUGAGUCAGAGUUUCUCCUGGGGGUGGCAGCCAUCCCUUUCUGGGACUCCCACCACCCCCUUCCUCACCCCUCCCACCUCCCCACUCCUCGACACACUGCCUCAUCUGUCACUGUCAGGUAUGCCUACGCAGGGCUGCCAGGGUCAAGCUGGCCCUGUGAAAAUGAGAGAGGAUGUUUGCCCAGCUUACAGAGCCUUUUGAAGUUCGGCUGAAGGAACACAGCUCUCCUCACCUAGAGCGUAUGCUUAUCACAUCGUAUGAUUUGUAUAGCAGUCUUUUUUGACAGGCUUUGAUACCUCUCCACAUUUUCCACCAACAGUCGCUCCUUUGUUUCUAAUUUAACACCUGGUUGUUGUAUUGCUUGUCUAAAAAUGGCAGAAGCUUUGUCGUGUCUAACUCAUUACAAAGCGAUGGGGGAGUGUAAGAAAGAGUGUCUGAAGCCCUAAUAUUUUUGCUCAGAUCAUUGUGGAGAAAAAUACUGAUGUGCCAUCUUGUUGUAAGACAUUUUCUUUGUGUAUUGUAACACAUGAAGUACCUCUCACAGGCCUCUGGUUAUAGAAUGAUCCACUUAAUGUCUGUUUCCUAAUCCCUCAAUAAAUAAAAAAAGGUGAAUUGUCCUUUUUUCUAAGUGGGAAGUACAAAAAAAAGUGUAUUUACAUAUUACGUGGAUAUCUAGUGGUAUUACUGCGAUGUUUCGUACCCGAUUGCUCAACAAAUAUAUUUUAAGAUGUAAAUAAUAAUAUUAUAUGAUGAUUGUAUUUGCAAACCAUGUACUAACUGUUUGGGAGUAGCUCUUGGAUUGAUUUUUAUCAUAACUAUUAUACAAAGAGAUGAACCGUGAAUAUGUUGUGCAUUGUGUCAAAGUAUCACCUGCAAGACAGAAAAAAAAGAAGAAAAAAAAAGACCUGUGAUGCUUUACCACACCACUCGCUGUCAGCAUUUAUUUGUUCAUAAUGGCUUAGUACAAGCACUGUUGUCAGUUGUCUAAACCAUGAAUUUAUCCAUUGAGUCCUGAAUUAUUUAUUUGUUGUCAAGAUGAAUAAAAUCAUAAUGGUCAUUUCUGGGUCUUAGGAGUCUGUUGGAAUCGAUCCUCAUAAUCAAACUUGACUGAUCUUAUGCAUCGAAGAGUUCAUUUCAAAUUUGUCUGCAAACCGCUUUCAUUCCUCCUCACUCCAUACUGUAUAUUUGUCAAGUCUUAUCCCAAUGCCUUUGUGUUUGCUGAGAAUUUCACCAACACUGUAAAGGUAGCCAUCAGACUCAGUAGUCCCUCCCUCCCUCUGAUGGCCUCCUCUCUCUUUGGUUCUUACACAGUAUGCACUUUUUCAGGCACAUAUACAACAGAUUGGACUUUUAUGUUUCAGUCGAUGUUUCUCUCUGUUUUCACAGUUGCAAUUAUAUAUAUUUUUGGUGCUCUGGUACAUGGCAAAACAUGUCUGAUGUGUACUAUAUUUUCAUAAGGAAGAGUCAUAAAGAUGAGUAUCAUGUUCAUUUUGCUGUCAUUUAUUGUGUAGAAAUAAAACACUGGUUA
Messenger RNA from Centropristis striata (black sea bass), 11446 nucleotides. RefSeq names its product pregnancy-associated plasma protein A, pappalysin 1a (gene pappaa). Lineage: Eukaryota; Metazoa; Chordata; Actinopteri; Perciformes; Serranidae. Bases 703 to 5673 code for a protein of 1656 amino acids. Gene Ontology annotation, molecular function: metallopeptidase activity; protein binding. The record is from RefSeq and is a predicted model, not a curated record. The transcript is spliced from 23 exons.